This is a messenger RNA of Phycodurus eques (leafy seadragon), 3696 nucleotides long. RefSeq names its product matrix metalloproteinase-17-like. Gene Ontology annotation, molecular function: zinc ion binding; metalloendopeptidase activity. The record is from RefSeq and is a predicted model, not a curated record. Gene Ontology annotation, cellular component: extracellular matrix. Gene Ontology annotation, biological process: proteolysis; collagen catabolic process; extracellular matrix organization. Bases 295 to 2106 code for a protein of 603 amino acids. NCBI's taxonomy places the organism in Eukaryota, Metazoa, Chordata, Actinopteri, Syngnathiformes, Syngnathidae. The transcript is spliced from 10 exons.
CUUACGCGGGUGUACGAGGCACACAAAAAAGCCCACGCAGCUGCUUUCCGUUUCCCCCAAGCGCGAGAGCUCACACCACUUGCCGCUUGGAGCGGCCUGGCACAACUCUCAUGAUGGCCACUUAGCUCGAAUUCACACGGAAAGCAAACUUUUUUCCCCCCUCAGCCACCUGUUUUCAUGUGCUUCAUGUGUCUGCGCUCCACGGUGAGGUAGCGUAAGAGUUUUUUUUUUUUUUUUUUUUUUUUUAAAUUCCCUUUUCAUACGCUCGUGACAGACCACCGUCCCGUGCCGUGGAUGUUAUUUCCCGGCUCGUUUUUCGACGUGGCUCCGGUUGUUUCCGAGUGGACGAGGAGCAUAUGUGCGGAGAUGCUGCUGCUGGUGCCCGUUCUGUGGCUACUGCCUCUGAGCCUAGCGGCUCCCCCGCAGACCGAGCGGGAGGACACGGGGGUGGACUGGCUGAGCAAGUUUGGUUACCUUCCACCCCCUGACCCAGUUACAGGCCAACUUCAGACCAAGGAGGCCUUGACCAAGGCCAUUAAAGCCAUGCAGAAGUUUGGAGGCCUCAAGGAGACUGGAGUUUUUGAUCAAGCUACAUUGGGUCUAAUGAAAACACCCAGAUGUUCUCUGCCAGAUGUGUCUGAAAGUGAAGUGACAGUGGGCCGCAGAAAACGUAGUCCGAGUCCUCCCAACAAAUGGAAAAAGCGGCAUUUAUCCUGGAGAGUGAGGACGUUCCCAAAGGACUCAGCCUUACUGGGCAGGGACACCGUUCGAGCCCUCAUGCACUACGCCCUGAAGGUCUGGAGUGACAUUGCACCACUUAACUUCCACGAGGUGGCAGGACGUGACGCCGACAUUCAGAUCGACUUCGCUAAGGCCGACCACGAUGACGGAUAUCCCUUUGACGGGCCAGGGGGCGCCGUGGCCCACGCUUUUUUCCCUGGAGAGAGGUUCACCGCUGGAGAUACGCACUUCGAUGACGACGAGGCUUGGACCUUCAGGUCACCAGACUCUCAGGGGAUGGACCUGUUUGCAGUCGCCGUCCACGAGUUUGGUCACGCCAUCGGCCUGGUCCACACCUCAGCCAUGGAGUCCAUCAUGAGACCGUACUACCAGGGUCCUGUCGGAGACCCUCUGAAGUACAACUUACCAUAUGAAGACAAGGUUCGCGUCUGGCAGCUGUAUGGUGUCCGUGACUCCGUUUCGCACACAAAUCAGCCAGGCAACCCUUCCCAAACGGCCGAGCCUCCUGUCCUGAUGGACAUUCCAGAAAACAAAUCCGUUCUGCAACUGGCGCGAGAUGCUCCAGACAGAUGCACCAGCUACUUUGAUGCGGUGGCCCAGAUACGAGGGGAGGCCUUUUUUUUCAAAGGAAAGUACUUUUGGCGGCUCACUCGAGAGAAGCACCUGGUGUCGCUGCGUCCGGCUCAGAUCCACUGGUUCUGGAGGGGCCUGCCCGCCAAUCUGGACAGCGUGGACGCCGUGUACGAGAGACCUGGCGACCAUAAAAUAGUCUUUUUUAAAGGUCUCAAGUACUGGGUGUUUAAAGACAAUGUCAUGGAGGAGGGUUACCCGCGUCCAAUCAGUGACUUCGGCCUGCCUUUGGAUGGCGUGGACGCGGCAUUUGUGUGGCUUCACAACGAGAAGACCUACUUCUUCAAGGACAACCGUUACUGGCGCUACGACGACCACCUGAGGCGCAUGGAUCUGGGGUACCCUAAAGACAGCACGCUGUGGAAGGGCCUGCCACCACAACUGGAUGAUGCCAUGAGGUGGUCUGAUGGUUCGUCGUACUUCUUCAAGGGGAAGGAGUACUGGCGCGUACCGAGCAGCGACAUGGAGGUGGAGGGGGACUACCCUCGCCUCAUCGCCAAAGACUGGCUGCUGUGCACCGACAUGCAAUCGGAUUCGCCGGGCGCGGAGGCCAAGAGCACCGAGAGCCGAGCCAACGCGAACCCUCGCCCGGACCACGCCGAGAACGGCUACGAGGUGUGCUCCUGCACCUCGGACGGCGCCUCGCCUUUCGGGGCCCGGCCCUCGCCGUCCCCCUUGUGGCUGCUGCCGCCCCUCUGGACGCUCUCGCUGGCCCUUGGCCCUCUACCGCUAUGAUGCCAAAAAAACCCAAGACAUUUUGAUUAGAUUAUAUAAUAGUUUUGUUGUUAUUUAUUGCACAAUCCUUAUAGCAGUUUCUUAUGGUUUUGGAGCAUUCGGAUGAAGUACUACACUUUUGCUUGAACAUUUUGGCUCCCCAACACAAAAUAUUUUUCUUUUACAUCCAGGAAGGAAAAAAAGACAAGGGCUUUUUUGGAUGUACUGUACCAACAUUGAGCCUCAACUGUUAUUUUCAUACAAAUGAGUGUUUAAGUCCUUUCGAGGAACACUUUGUUUUAAAGUAAGAAGUACUGUAUAGCACUGGGUAGUAGCUGCAGUGUGUUUGUUGAAUUUCAAGAGCUACGAACAACACUGGUAGGGGUUACCUUUCAUAAGCACGGACCGGUAUAGCAAAAUGUUGGGGCGUUUUUUUCUGUUCAAAAAAGGACAACUGUUUAGAAGUAAAACAAAAAGCUAAAAAAAAAAAUCAUCGACACAAUGGAACUCUUAGGAUUGAACACAAUCCAAUGUUGUUUUCAGAUUUCUAAAUAUUUUUACCCAUAAGAAACAAUGGAAAUAUAAAUGAUCGGUUUCAGAGCUGGGAUUCAAACCCCCGACUGGGAGACAAAUGUUCUAACUGCCCAAUGAAAACAAUUUUCUCUAAAUUUACUUUGUGAGUUAUUUUCAUUUAAUCCUCCUGAAGAGGACAAAAAAACAAGAAACACUGAUUUUCGGAUCUACAAACAAAACUCCUGAAACUUGGAUACAUGGGAUUUCUUAAGAUCUGUUUUGGAAUGCUGGUUGUGAAUUUCCAAAAAUCUUCACACCCUGGACUGGUCAAUGUUCAAAUGCAGGUUCAUGUCGCAAUCUCAUUUUUUAAAAUGUAUAUAAAAAAAUAAGGAGUCAGCACUUUUAAUCAUAAAACACAAAAGCCAAACACUUUACCUUAAAGGGAAGUUUGCCAUUUUCAAAAAAAAAAAAAACUCGUAUUUGUUAAAACAGUCAUGAUUGGCUCCAUCUUGUGCCUCGAAUUGUAAAUUGCAAAUGUUUCCUCUAACUUUGACGACAACUGACGACGCUACUUCUGUUGUAAAUUCUUCUCUUAAUACUUGUUCGAGUCUGUUCCUACAAACAAAAGCAAAGCAUUGUGGGAGAUAGCGAGCUGCUUUGCCGAUGACAAACAGAUGCGUUACUGCAAGGUUGUUUCUGAUUGUUUCAUUUUUCAUAUAAAUUCCGUUUGUAUGCGCGCUAAGCACUCAAUCAACAGAAGUCCAAACGUGUGCCAGGAGAACAUCUGCCGUCAGCUUUUGCAGCCGGGCCGCCAACUUUCAAAUGGCGGCGCAGGGAAAACUGCUAAAACUGCUUCAACUGCUCCCCUGUUCAGUUUUUCCUGGCGGUGAUCAUUUCCACAUCUGCUUCAACGUUUUUUUGUUGUUGUUAUUCUCCAUCGUCAAGGUGACAGCACUGCGCCUGUAAAGCUCUAUUUGUCGUUUAGACUGUCAUAUUUGUCUUGCGGGGUUGUGCACUUAGAGAGAGAGAGAAAAACAAGUGUAUAUUUUAAGUUGCAUUUUGUAAUGUAAACUAUUUUUAUAGAAAAAUAAAUGUACA